Saccostrea cuccullata (small rock oyster) is the source of this 906-nucleotide messenger RNA. RefSeq lists its product as uncharacterized. The transcript is spliced from 9 exons. The coding region runs from base 25 to 906 and encodes 293 amino acids. Lineage: Eukaryota; Metazoa; Mollusca; Bivalvia; Ostreida; Ostreidae. The record is from RefSeq and is a predicted model, not a curated record.
AAAAAUUUUAUUUACUAGGACACAAUGAAAAAAAGAGCCAGUAUUAACUUGCCAGAACAAACGGAGAUGCGGAGAGCCAAAACCAUCAUGGCAGCUGUCCAUUUAGAGCUUUUGGACACAAUGAAAAAAAGAGCCAGUAUUAAAUUGCGAGAACAAACGGAGAUGCGGAGGGCCAAAAUCAUCAUGGCUGCAGUCCAUUCAGAGCUUUUGGACAAUGCAGCCAUUGUGAAGAAAAUACAGAGAGAAUUGGCCAGAAAGAUACGACAAACAGAACCUCUUCACAGAGAGCUUUUGGACACAAUGAAAAAAAGAGCCAGUAUUAACUUGCGAGAACAAACAGAGAUGCGGAGAGCCAAAACCAUCAUGGCUGCGGUCCAUUCAGAGCUUUUGGACACAAUGAAAAAAAGAGCCAGUAUUAACUUGCGAGAACAAACGGAGAUGCGGAGAGCCAAAACCAUCAUGGCUGCGGUCCAUUCAGAGCUUUUGGAAACAAUUAAAAAAAGAGCCAGUAUCAACUUGGGAGAACAAACGGAGAUGCGGAGAGCCAAAACUAUCAUGGCAGCUGUCCAUUCAGAGCUUUUGGACACGAUUAAAAAAAGAGCUGGUAUUAACGUACGAGAACAAACGGAGAUGCAGAGAGCCAAAACCAUUAUGGCAGCUGUCCAUUUAGAGCUUUUGAAUUCCAACUAUAUAUACAUGGCAAAAAUGAAGAUAACAGAUGAUGAAAGUGCUGAAUCAUUUGUACCCCGAAAGCUUUUUCUGUUCAACGUGGAUUUUUUUAAAGACAAUACUCAGAAUGCAAUGCAAAAAGAACCCGUGUCCAUUCCAAUGGCCUCUUCUGCACUGGCUUCAGAUGAAAACCAUGAACUUAUCAAAGAAAACGUAAGCUCACACUCUGUUAUCUAG